Gastrolobium bilobum is the source of this 478-nucleotide messenger RNA. RefSeq lists its product as uncharacterized. The transcript has a single exon. NCBI's taxonomy places the organism in Eukaryota, Viridiplantae, Streptophyta, Magnoliopsida, Fabales, Fabaceae. The record is from RefSeq and is a predicted model, not a curated record. The annotation marks the transcript as partial.
AUGCAGAAAGAAAAAGAGGCAAAUUCUGAACCUGUUCAGAAUUCUGUUGUCCAUAAUAGCCCCCAAGGGGUUGUGCACAAUAACUCUUCACCCACUUUGGUCGAAUCAGACACUCAGCCCUCUAUAGAUGAGCCUUUAGGGAAUAAUUCCAUUGAAAAACCUACUCAAAAGGGUUCGACCCCUAAGCCAAAUAGUGAGACACCUGCUACUUCAAAAAGACCUCCACCACCCUUUCCUCAAAGGUUGCAAAAGCAGAAGCAAGAUAAUCAGUUUAGGAAAUUUCUAGACCUCCUAAAACAGUUGCAUGUCAACAUUCCAUUUGUUGAUGCAUUGGAACAAAUGCCCUCUUAUGUAAAGUUCAUGAAAGAAAUUCUUUCAAGAAAAAGGAGGCUAGAAGAGUUUGAGACUGUUGCUCUUACACAAGAGAGCAGUCAAUAUCUUCUUAGUAAGAUACCUCCUAAACUAGGAGACCCAGGAA